AUGACUCACGGACAAGUCGUCGUCGAAAGCGAGGAUCCUGAAUCCGCAACGAAUACCAUCAUCGAUGUUGAAAAGCUGGGCCGACAGCGGCCAGCGGCCUUUGCCACGCGAUGGGCCGAGUUGGGCUUCAUAUUCUCGCUCCUAGGCUCAAUGGCAAUGGCUGAAUUCUUCGUCUCAGGAUUUCACAUCAUCCUUCCACCGCUAGCCAUUGAGCUUGAAAUCCCCGAAGCAUCUCGAACGUGGCCAUCGAGCGUAUUCUCUCUCGUCACCGGCGCAUUUCUGCUACCACUGGGCCGGCUGAGUGAUAUGCAUGGCGCAUACAUCAUUUUCAACAGCGGGCUUGCAUGGAUGUCGGUCUGGUGUCUGGUUGCCGGCUUCAGUCACAACUAUAUCAUGCUCAUUAUCUGCCGUGCUUUGCAGGGAAUUGGAGCAGCGGCCUUUUUACCUGCCGGUAUUACGCUACUUGGCAAGACAUACCGACCAGGGCCACGAAAGAAUUUUGUUUUUGCCAUAUAUGGUGCUUUUGCACCUCUUGGGUUCUUCAUCGGCAUCCUGAUAGGAGGUAUCUCGGGCGAACUUUUGUCCUGGAAAUGGUACUUUUGGAUUGGUGCAAUCAUCCUUGUUGUCAUAUUCGCCGCCGGAUUCUUCUCCAUCCCAAAUGACUUUACCAAACACCCCCCUGACGGCCUCGGCAUGGACUGGUGGGGGGUGGCAACCAUCGUACCGGGUCUUAUCCUUCUGGUAUACGCCAUCACCGAUAGCUCGCAGGCACCCAAGGGCUGGGCAAGUCCUCAAAUUAUUGCCACUAUUAUAGUUGGCGUAGCGAUUCUCGCUGCGGCCGUAUACCUCGAAGGUUGGGUUGUCCCAAACCCCCUUGUCCCAGCUGACCUCUUCUCGCCGCCAUACAUGACAACCCUUGUCGUGGCCCUUUUCUUUGCCUAUGGCAGCUUUGGCGUUUUCCUGCUAUACAGCAGCUUCUACAUUGAGCUUGUCCUCGAGAUAUCUCCUCUGCUGACGGCUCUAUGGUAUGUUCCUCUGAUAGUUGGUGGCCUUCUCCUUGCUACAGUGGGAGGCCUAGUUCUCCAUCGACUUCCCGGUCGUAUCCUACUGAUAGUCUCUGGGGUGGGUUAUGUUGUCUCCUGCCUCCUUUUCGCUCUCAUGCCAGAAAACCCGAACUACUGGGCCUGGGUUCUGCCGGCUAUGGUUGCAUCCACCGUUGGCAUCGACAUUACAUUUACCGUCAGUAACGUUUUUAUCACGACAAAUCUACCUGCACGGCGUCAAGGACUUGCGGGAGCACUGAUCAACAGCACUUUGUUUCUGGGAAUCAGCUUCUUUCUUGGAUUUGCCGAUGUGGCCGUGGGACAGACGUCACGCCCUACUCUACGGGAGAGUUACCAAGUCGGAUUAUGGUUCGGUGUCGGCAUAUCAGGAGUGGCGCUGUUGAUGUUGUCAUUUAUUAAUGUUGGAAGGGCCAAGAGUGACUUGACCAUUGAAGAACGAGAGCAGAUGGAAGCAGCGAGAGGUAGAGGUGAAUAA
Fusarium keratoplasticum is the source of this 1539-nucleotide messenger RNA. Its product is annotated as MFS domain-containing protein. Gene Ontology annotation, molecular function: transmembrane transporter activity. Gene Ontology annotation, biological process: transmembrane transport. The transcript has 2 exons. Bases 1 to 1539 code for a protein of 512 amino acids. Lineage: Eukaryota; Fungi; Ascomycota; Sordariomycetes; Hypocreales; Nectriaceae. Gene Ontology annotation, cellular component: membrane. The record is from RefSeq and is a predicted model, not a curated record.